AUGGGGAAAUUCUACGACCACAUCCCGGAGCAUCUGCACGAGUUCAUGCUGAGGCAACGCCUCUUCUUCGUUGCCACCGCCCCGCUGAAUGGCGGUUCGGUGAAUGUCUCGCCCAAAGCCAACGAAGGAGCAUUCGAAGUGACCAGCACGCAUCGUGUGCGUUAUGCCGAUCUGACUGGGUCCGGUAACGAGACCAUCAGCCACCUGUUGGAGUCCGGCAACGGACGAAUCACCUUGGCCUUUAUCAACAUCGAAGAGGGCGCGCCCAACAUUGUCCGCCUCUAUGGCAAGGGCACGGUGUUUGAACGCGCCGCCGAUGCUGGUUUCGACCAAAGGUGGCGGGAUGAGCAUGGAGGAAAGUCGGUGCCUAUUGGAGUACGCGCUAUCAUCGAUGUAGCCGUACACACCUGUGCGACAUCAUGCGGGUAUAGCUUGCCCGUCUUCCACUUUCAACGCCAGCGUACCAUCCUGGACGACUUUCAGAGGAAGUACGAUCGGCCGGGCGGAAUGGAGGCGCUGCAAAAGUACAAAGGGGCUGCUUCUCCUUCCGUCGAUGCCGAGGGCAUCGUUGUUGAGAAAGGACACGAUGGCGGUCCGCACGUCCGACGCAUUGGUUCGGCCCUGGAGCUGUACUGGGCGAUUUGCAACACGCUGUCGAUCGAUGGGCUUCCCGGCAUGCGUUCCGUGGCACCCUUGACAAACAAAGAGGAACAGCAGAGGCUGUUGACACGAGCGAAAGAGCACGAUGCAUGGCAGGCGCCGCCGGAUGACUUGGGGCCCAUCAGAAGCCCCCCGAUGACAUCCUCUCAGACGGGUAAACGAGCGGCACCGGGAGGAAACGUGAACCUGGCCCAGCCGGUGAACAUGUUGCACGUCUCGAUCGCCUUCGCUGCCGGCUGCGCCUUGACCGCCGUCUUGCUUGCCACUCAGACGUAG
Messenger RNA from Moesziomyces antarcticus, 936 nucleotides. RefSeq names its product pyridoxamine phosphate oxidase family protein. The record is from RefSeq and is a predicted model, not a curated record. The transcript has a single exon. NCBI's taxonomy places the organism in Eukaryota, Fungi, Basidiomycota, Ustilaginomycetes, Ustilaginales, Ustilaginaceae. The coding region runs from base 1 to 936 and encodes 311 amino acids.